Bemisia tabaci is the source of this 1907-nucleotide messenger RNA. Its product is annotated as zinc finger HIT domain-containing protein 2. The record is from RefSeq and is a predicted model, not a curated record. NCBI's taxonomy places the organism in Eukaryota, Metazoa, Arthropoda, Insecta, Hemiptera, Aleyrodidae.
AUUAAGUAUCUUCUAUAAAUUACCGUAAAAUUUUAUCUUCGUGCUUUGUGGUUGCAGACCUUCUUUCCCUUUGCCUACUUGAUUAGAUUGCAAAAUGGCGGGCCAUCAAACUGAAAAUCUUGAGAGUAUCAUUACUUCUCCAAGCACCGUUCAGAUGAGCUCAGAGGGAAAAACAUGUUUUUUCUGCAAGGAGUCAGAAAGUAAAUAUGUAUGUCCUCGUUGUGGGUUGCCCUAUUGUUCAGUCGGAUGUUACCGAUCAGCUGAACACAUCAAUUGCUCAGAGCAGUUUUAUCGAGAGAGUGUAGAGGCAGAGUUGAAAGAUAGGAAUAUGAAUCCAGGGCAAAUGAAAGAAAUACUAGAACGCCUGAAAGGUGCUGAUGAAAGUGAAGAUGAAGAAUUGGAUUCAGAUGAUGAGGAAGGUAUAGAUUUAGCAGCAAGGAUGGAAAAUAUCGACUUAGAUGACGCAGAUGCAGUCUGGGGAAUGUUGUCAGAGUCGGAACGAGCUGAGUUCCAGCAACUUGUAAAUAGCGGUGAUAUAAGUAAACUUCUACCCCCUUGGGAACCAUGGUGGAUGUAUAAUUCAGAUGACAAGCCAGUUCAAGAAGUUACUAACGAAGCAUCGCAUUUCCAAAACUGUCCCAAAAUUCAUGAAAACAUAGCAGGUUUUGAAAGUAUGUGUAAAGUAGCGCCAGACGCAAGGGUUAAAUGGAAUUUAGUUAACAUUGUAACUGCGUAUGCUUAUUGUGUACGGUAUUAUAAUAACGAACAUUUCAGUUUCCCCAUGGAGGCUGCAAAUUCAUUUUACGAAAUUUCGAAAAACCUCAACAGCAACCAAAUAUUCCAGUCAUUUGAACUUGCUGUUAACUCAGUCAUUUGUGAAUUGACAAGUGGUCGGUUCAGUGCUUCCAAGGAAAAUUUAACUGUGUUGAAAAGUGAUGUCUGGAAAAUUUUAGCUGGUCCUUCCGCAACUAGAAGAAGUUUUUAUGUGAUGGCAGCCCUGUCGGACGGCCAUUGUUUAUUUGAAGAAGCUUUGAGAGUAUUGAAGCAAAAACAACCGAAGCCAAGCGGUCAGUUUAGUAAAAGAUUUAGUGAUCAAGAUAGUCCAUCCAUAACUUUAGAUAAAAGGAAAAUUGCAAUAGCCAUAAAAAAAUUUGAUUAUUAUCUCUCAUGGUCUCAGGAUUUCUAUCUUGGUUCGUUUGCCAAUGACUUCAACAAACCUUUGGCGGCCUUUUCAGAAUCUCUUGAUGAAAAGUAACAUUUAUUUCUCUCAUGGAUGGAUGGGCUCUCUUUAACUGCUUUCCUUGAUACGUUAAUACUCUAUUUUUAUUAUUUUUUUCUUUAAAUGUUAAGUCCCUCUUGAUGUUGUAUAAUUCUGUUUUUAAUAGAAAACUGAUGAGUAAAGUUAGAUUUGAAUAUAAUUUGCUCACCUAGAGCUGUAUCUGAUCAACUAUGAUCUAAAAUUAAAAAGAUGUCCCAGUAGGUACACCUAUUCACCUGCUCAGUUACAGAAGUUGUCAAGAGAUUAUGUCGACCAGUUUUCUUUCUCAAGAGUCAAGUAUGAUGGGACUUUUUUUACAUUGCGCAUUGAUGUAAGUGUUUUCAAAGCUGAAUUAUUUCGGUGAGCAUCGAUAUUGUUUGAGACAAAUGUUAUUUGUAAAUGAUGUUGUCAUCAUGUAUGUAAGUGAGUAAUUUUUCCUUUUCAAAGUUUAAAACCAAGUCUAUUUCAUUAUUUCUUUCUUUUUUUUAUUCUUUUACCCAAUUUUUCUGUCAGUUGAGCAAUAGCCAUAAUUUUGUAUGAGCAGCAAAAGGUUUCCUCUGUUUUAGGAUAUACUAGAUGAGGAAUAUCACAAAAAGCUUGAGCUUAACAAACAACUUGCGGAAGAAAGGACUGCGAAAAAGAGGGCAAA